CUCUCACCGGGCAGGGAGGGGUCCGCAGUGUGCCGGGGGGGUGCUCCCCGGGUCGUGCGGGCCCCCCCUCCCCGCCGCACCACGCCCGGCCCGGGGCGGGGGUGUGUGGCAGUGGCAGUGUCGCCGUCGCCCCCCCCGCCCCCGCUCCCGCCGUGUCCCCGCCCGGCCCUGCCGCCGCUCCCGUCCCGGCCCUCCCUGGGCCGCCUCCAACUUCCCGGCCGGGGCUGCGGGCAGGCGGCGGCGAUCCCGCUCCGCUCCCGGCUCCCUGCGGCCCCUGCCCGGGCCCGGCGGCGGCAGCAGCGGGAAGCAGCGGAUGGCGGCGGGGGGCUGCGCGGGGGCAGCGGCGGCGGCGGGGCCCCCCCGGCGCUGGAAGCCGCAGCCCGGCCCGCGGCGGCGAAGGGGCGGGCGGCGCGGCCCGGCCCGGCGGUAGCGGAACCGGCGCAGGUAGCCAGCAUGGCUGACCCGAGCCACAUCCAGUCCGCCGCCUCCAGGAGCAUCCGUCCCUUCCGCUCCAGCGAGGAGUACCUGGAGGCCAUGAAGGAGGACCUGGCCGAGUGGUUCAACACCCUCUACGACCUGGAGCUGCAGGCGGACACCUUCCUGGAGAGCCUGGAGACAGGCUGCCACCUCUGCCGCCACGCCAACAACGUCAACCGCACCGCCCGCGACUUCCAGCGCCGCCACCCGCAGGCGGCCGCCCGCAUGCGCCUGCCCCACCACGAGGUGGUCUUCCAGGCCAAGAACGUGGUGCCAGGCUCCUUCAUCGCCCGCGACAACGUCUCCAACUUCAUCCAGUGGUGCCGGCAGGACCUGGGCAUCCAGGACGUCCUCAUGUUCGAGACCAACGACUUGGUGCUGAAGAAGAACGAGAAGAACUUUGUGCUCUGCUUGCUGGAGGUGGCCAGGAGGGGCUCCAAGUUCGGCAUGCUGGCCCCCAUGCUGAUCCAGAUGGAGGAGGAGAUCGAGGAGGAGAUGAGGGACCACAUGGCCGGCGGUGCGCUGGGCAGGCGCCAGGAGAGCCGGGGGCAGCAGGCGGGCACCUACCCAGGCAGCGCUCGGCCCGUGGCGCUCUGCGACCUCAAGAACCUGGACGAGCUGGUGCGGGAGAUCCUGGGCUGCUGCUCCUGCCCCUCUCAGUUCCCCAUGGUCAAGGUCUCGGAGGGUAAAUACAAAGUGGGCGACUCCAACACCCUCAUCUUCGUCCGAGUGCUGAGGAGCCAUGUGAUGGUGCGUGUGGGUGGCGGCUGGGACACACUGGAACAUUACCUGGACAAGCAUGACCCAUGUCGCUGUGCCUCCCUCGCUCACCGCCUGCCUCAAGCCCGCACUUCAGGCUUCUCCCCUCAGAAAGCAGCUCCUGGCAGCCUCUCCACACCCCCCCACGCCCUCAGCCCCAGCACCCCUCGCCGGCCCCGUGCCAGCGGCGCCUCUGCAGGCGGCACACUCAGGCCCCGGGAGCAGCCCCGCGCCCGCCGCUGCUCGGGCGACAGCGACUCCUCGGGCUGCUCGGCGCAGAGCGGCCCCGCAGCGCCCGGCCGGGACGGGCCCCCCCCGGCCCCGCUCCGCCCCCGCGACCCCUCCCGGGGGGGGCUCCCGCCGCAGGCCGCGCGCGCGGAGGAGCGCGGCCGCUCCCGCGUGCCCAGCCCCCGCGCGGCGCCGCGGGCGCGCAGCCAGGGCCGCCCCGGGCCGGGGCCGCCGCCGCCGCCGCCGCCGCUGCUGCUCAUCCGCCGCCGCCACGGGCAGCACUCGUGGACGCGGGCCGAGCCCGGCAGCCGCCCCGCCAGCCCCGCCCGCGGCCGCGCCCCCGCGCCGCGCCGCGCCUCGCUGCAGGAGGGCGGCAAGGAGUGGCGGGGGGCCGAGAGCCAGCACGGCGGCGGCGGCGGCGGCGAGGCCCUGGAGCGGGAGCUGGAGGAGCUGGGCCGGCGGCUGCGGGCCCCGCUGCGGCUGGAGCCCGGCCAGGAGCAGCAGCUCUUCCGCCGGCUGGAGGAGGAGUUCCUGGCCAACACCCGCAUGAUGCAGGAGAUGGAGGACCGGGACCGGGACCGGGACCGGGAGGGGCCCCCUGCGCCCCCGCCGCCCCCCGGCGCCGCCGACUCGGCCUACUGCUCCUCUUCGUCCUCCUCGUCCUCCCUCAACGUCUUCGGCAAGGACGGGCGCCGGAGCGGCAACGGCGCCGGUCCCCCGCCGGCGGCGGCCCCCGAGGCGCCGGACGGUGGUCGGCGGGCGGCGCUCUCCAGCUCCUCGGACGAGAGCAGCUGCUUCCCGGCCUCCUGGGACGCCAGGGAGCCGCGGGGCGGCCCCGAGUCCGACACCGACUGGGCGCCGGGGGACGACGAGCUGGCAGAGGAGCUCCCCGCCGCGCCCCACGGCCCCGCUGCGGUCCCCGAGCCGGUGCCUCCCGCCCCCGCGCCCUCGCCGCGCCCCUGCGCCAAGCCCCGGCUGGACACGCAGCCCCACAAGAAGCCGUCCAGGAUCCCCACGCCGCGGGGCUACGGGGCAGCCCCGCGGGCCCCCGGCAGCAGCAGCCCCCCCAAGCCCUGGGGGGCUCUGCAGAGUGUCCUCUCCUCCUUCCUGGAGCCCGCCUGGGCCCCGCGGGAGCGUGGGGGGCUGGAUGAAGACGCCUGGCCGUGAGGUGCCCAGCUGCGUGGCCACGGGUGGCAAGCAGGACGGGGGAGAAGCCCCCCAGCAUCCCCUGGGGACACCACGGAGCUGCUGGUGGAGAUGGCACCCGCGUGGAGAGGCCUCGCCCGGGUGACGGGCACUGCCCUGGGGCGGCUGCGGAGCUCCUUCACCUGGGGACAGUUGGCACUUGGGGUUGGGCCCUGCAAAGGAGCCCCCAGUGCCAGGCAGGCACAAAGAGAGCUCAGGCUGCGGGGGGGAGCGGCCCCGCGGAGGGCGGCCGGAGGGCGGCCGUGGUGCCGGUGGCUGGAGCAGGCAGCUGUGUCUUGGGCACCUGGGGGCAGAGCUGGAGAGCAGGGAGCUCUUCUCGUCCCAUCUGUGUCUUCACCCCUCCACACUCCUUUUCCUCUGCUCCGUGGAUGCCUUCGUGUCCUCUUGUCAGCAUCUUCUCUUCUUGCCCUUCCUGUCCCCCCCUCUGUCUCCUCUCCGCAGCUCGGCGGCUUGGGGACGUGCAGGCUGCUGUCACAAGCUGUGCUUCAGGGCAAGGGGGGGGCAGCUCUCCCUCUCCAGCCCCCUCAGCAGCUGGCUGCAGUGCUGGCCACAGCCUGUGUUCACAUCCCCGACAAAAGGCUGGGCUUGGAGGUGCCCACCCAGGCCACGGUGGUGCCCUGCCCUGCCCCCCGGCCCCGCAUGUCUCCCCAAGCCAGUAAAGACCACCAGAGCUGA
Molecule: messenger RNA, 3345 nt
Organism: Pogoniulus pusillus (Red-fronted tinkerbird)
Lineage: Eukaryota; Metazoa; Chordata; Aves; Piciformes; Lybiidae
Gene: GAS2L1
Product: growth arrest specific 2 like 1
Exons: 6
Coding region: 454-2631 (725 amino acids)
Biological process (GO): actin crosslink formation; protein localization to microtubule plus-end; regulation of microtubule polymerization or depolymerization
Cellular component (GO): microtubule plus-end; stress fiber; actin filament
Molecular function (GO): cytoskeletal adaptor activity; actin filament binding; microtubule binding
Source: RefSeq, a predicted model, not a curated record